UGUCAUUCCACACGUGUGCAACGUGGGACAAUCCAUCAGAUUAGCGCUUGGCACGCAGGAUUUGUCUGAGGGGAAUCUCAAUCACCGGGAGAGAAACGCCGAGAUAGACCAGACAGACUGAUCCAGAUCCACAUUCACGUCCAGGUGGAGCCUCACCGUGGUCCUCCUUCUUCUGCUGUGUAACAUGUAGGACUUUUACGCACGCGUAAAACCAGGACGCGCAGUUUUUCAGACCAAUCUUGUAACCAAAGUGGGAUGAUGGCAGGUGGAAUUGGGUUUGAUAAACUUUCCUGGUGGAGUUUUUAUUUCUGCAGUCAUCUUAGGUCUGAUAAUAGCUUGUGUGAUAUUCAUCCUGCCGGUGGAAACGUCUAAUCCUCCCUGAUUACCGCGCACGGAUGGAUUGCGUCGUGUCGGCCACUCGGCUGACAUCAGGACCAUGGGGAAAUUAAUUUAACCGUUAUGCGUGCGUCCUGAUCACCUAAACGACACCUUUUAAUUCAGGACACCAUCCUGUUUUAGCGCACACGGGACAGUGAGGUUUCCCCCCAGUGCCAAACAUGAGGAGAGCGGUGCUAAAAGAAGCGGCCAAGCGCUUCCCCUGGCUGGCCAACGUCACUUUGUACGGCUGCCUGUUCGCCGGCGGAGACCUGGUCCAUCAGCUCUUGGCGCAGAAGGAGCGCAUGGACUGGAAACACACUCGGAACGUGGCCAUCGUGGCGAUCAGCUUCCACGGAAACUUUAAUUACUUUUGGCUGCGAGCGUUGGAGCGGCGUUUCCCCGGGAAGUCUGCAGGGAUGGUUUUCCGCAAACUGCUGCUGGACCAAAGCUUCGCGUCGCCUUUGGGCACCAGUGUCUUCUACACGGGAGUGAGCUUCUUGGAGGGAAAAGAGGACGUCUUUGAAGACUGGAGGGAGAAGUUCUUCAACACCUGGAAGACCGGUCUCAUGUACUGGCCAUUCAUGCAGUUUCUGAACUUCGCCCUGAUGCCGUUGCACAUGCGAACCGCCUUCAUGGGCUGCUGUGCGUUCCUCUGGGCCACCUUCCUCUGCUUUUCACGACAGAAUGGUGACGGUACCGCCGCCGUGGCUCUGGCCUUCAUCAUGGAUCCCCGCAAGACCCUGGAGGAGAUGCGUGAGGCCCGACUGGCCCGUAAAAAGAAAAAGAUCCAGAGGGAGAACUGAAGGAGGGACUCUGUGUCUGUCUGAGCUGGAGGGAAAAAUCCACACAGUGAGAACAUUAAAAUGUCACAUACGCACACAACAGUUUGACGCAUGGGUUUUUAAACAGUGACAUGAUAAUGACAACAGACAGAGGGGUUACAAAUGAAAGGAAAACCCUGAUGUUGGUGGUGUCAUCCAGGAUGUUCCCAUUUAUAAGCCACAAGGAAUCACUUAAUGACACUAAGACACUUAAUGGUUUGAUGAAAAAUCAUGUAAACAUGUCACAGAACAUGGGUGUUAAACUCAUUUUAGUUCAGGGGCUAUUUUUUCCAGUGCUGAGCAUUGGUUCAUUUGUAUUUUUCUACACUAAAACCAUGCCAUAAUGCUAUACAAAGCAGGGAAGCAAUAAAAA
This is a messenger RNA of Sphaeramia orbicularis (orbiculate cardinalfish), 1572 nucleotides long. RefSeq names its product MPV17 mitochondrial membrane protein like (gene mpv17l). Bases 558 to 1181 code for a protein of 207 amino acids. The transcript has 4 exons. Gene Ontology annotation, biological process: mitochondrial ribosome assembly. The record is from RefSeq and is a predicted model, not a curated record. Lineage: Eukaryota; Metazoa; Chordata; Actinopteri; Kurtiformes; Apogonidae. Gene Ontology annotation, cellular component: mitochondrion; cytoplasm; membrane.